This is a messenger RNA of Pseudo-nitzschia multistriata, 1992 nucleotides long. The record is from the annotation of a GenBank genome assembly. NCBI's taxonomy places the organism in Eukaryota, Bacillariophyta, Bacillariophyceae, Bacillariales, Bacillariaceae.
GGGCAAACGAAGGUAUUACGUAGAUCUGCGGUAGCUACAUUGACCAAGCAAAUAAUUCUUGCUAAUUGCUACCUUUUUUUUCACUCAUUGCUGGGGACAACCUUAGAGAAGACAAUAAGUAACAGACAAAGCAAGCAGAACAGGAGGAAUUUGUAUCACGUAGCUUGCUAGGCCAAGGCAGAUAAUUGACUGGCACCCCACUCCGGUACAGCACGGCACUAUAAUAKAGAAAAGAUGGAGCUUCGCGUCGGCAAGAAGUACCGGCUCGGCCGAAAGAUCGGAAGUGGUUCCUUUGGUGAUAUUUACCUUGGAACAAACAUGACCACUGGAGAAGAAGUGGCAAUCAAACUCGAAUCGGUUAAGACYAAGCACCCGCAAUUGCUCUACGAGAGCAAGAUUUAUCGGAUUUUGCACGGAGGAUGUAAGUGAAAUGCUGCGUGAUAUGYUUCUUGAGUCAGCCUCUAUCAAUAUAUCGUUUCCAUAGAGAGUUCGGCCUUCCUUUGCCAGAAAAGUGAAAUUUUUCCGAUAUUUUACUCACAAACUAUAUACUUUUUGGUCGUACGACAUGAUGGCGUGUUUAACUUAAUUAUUCUUUCAUCUAUAUUCCAGUGGGCAUUCCAAAUGUUCGAUGGUACGGUAUYGAAGGAGAUUACAACGUCAUGGUCUUGGAUCUUCUUGGGCCGUCCCUUGAGGAUUUAUUCAAUUACUGCGGGCGAAGGUUCCAGCUCAAGACGGUAUUGAUGUUGGCGGAUCAAUUGCUGAGCCGACUGGAAUACGUACACACGAAAUCAUUCAUUCACAGAGAUGUCAAACCGGACAAUUUUUUGAUUGGGUUAGGAAAGCGGCAGUCGGUGAUCCACAUUAUUGAUUUCGGUUUGGCCAAGAAAUAUCGCGAUCCUCGAUCCCAUCAGCACAUUCCGUACCGUGAAAACAAGAAUCUGACUGGAACGGCGCGAUAUGCUUCGAUUAACACCCAUAUUGGAAUAGAGCAGAGUCGCAGAGAUGAUCUCGAAUCCCUUGGAUACGUCCUGAUGUAUUUCAUCCGUGGAUCACUCCCCUGGCAGGGACUGAAGGCCAACACCAAAAAGCAAAAGUACGAACGCAUCAUGGACCGAAAAAUGUCUACUAGCACYGAACAACUGUGCAAGGGAUACGCCACUGAGUUCCGAUCUUAUUUUGAAUAUUGCAGAUCCUUGCGCUUUGAGGAUAGACCKGAUUACGCUUAUUUGAAGCGACUCUUCAAAGAACUUUUUUAUCGAAAGGGAUUCCAAUACGACAAUAUGUUCGACUGGACUGUUUUGAAUUUGCAGCAGGAGCGAUCGCGGGCGCCACAAGAGCGACCCGUGUUGUCCAACCAACAGGGUGGUAGCGGAGAUCAACCAAGUCAGAGGGCUUCGGAGAGCCAAGGAAAAGGUGGUCGAGAAUCUUAUCACCCCGAUGGAAGCGACCAGCGAAAACAGCCACCUGGCGUCGGUAAUGCCGAUGAAAAGGAGCGAAGCCGUUCUGGUAAUGGAAACAAUGACGACCAGCGUAGCGGGUCGCGUGGCUAUGGAGCUAACAGCCAAUCGCAUGGAAGACAACAACAACAGCCACAAUUGUCGGAUCACAAUCGGAGCCAGCAAAAUGUGUCAGCCCAGGGUUCGAACCAAGGAGGACGAUAAAAGAAACGACACAAAUUCAAUGUUGCUUCGAGGCGUCGUUAUUGGGCGAGGAGUUCUGCAAUACAAUGGAUCAUUUGCUUGGAGGGGCUCACACUGAGGAAGUUUACGACAGCAACCUUUUGUUGCAAACGAGAAAGAUUCGACUGAAGUGUAGAUCGUUCAUUCAUUUUGCAAUGGUCGCCUUCACGUCCGAAGAAAACUUGUAUAAAUUCUACGCAAACUAGUUUAUGACAUUUCACAAUGUCAUAAUCUAGACUAUGCUGUAGUUUUCUCCGCCAGUUCCCUUCCGCAACUGCUUCAAAAGAAUGGAAAAUAUAUGAAUACAUCGAGA